This is a messenger RNA of Anopheles arabiensis, 8031 nucleotides long. It is a transcript of the gene SCAP, whose product is annotated as sterol regulatory element-binding protein cleavage-activating protein. NCBI's taxonomy places the organism in Eukaryota, Metazoa, Arthropoda, Insecta, Diptera, Culicidae. The transcript is spliced from 8 exons. Gene Ontology annotation, molecular function: sterol binding; protein binding. The record is from RefSeq and is a predicted model, not a curated record. Bases 1762 to 6306 code for a protein of 1514 amino acids. Gene Ontology annotation, cellular component: endoplasmic reticulum membrane; Golgi membrane. Gene Ontology annotation, biological process: SREBP signaling pathway.
ACGGGGAGCAAAUAAUAAUCCGAAACGUAGAUUCAUACCGCGCGCGCUGUGUAAGUUUCCGCGUUCCGCAUCAACUGAGAGCACAGCGUUAGUGUAAUUCGGUCCCUUUUUUUAUUGCAUCAUCCCGGAAAGGAGUUCCACAUACUGCCAGGAAAAUCCGAAACCGAAAGGACCCCCAAAACGGGACGUGGCCGUAAAGUGUGCGUGUGUGCCGUGGUGUGAAGAAGCUUGUGAAACGGGGCUCGCCAAAGGGGCAGCAAAAUCGUUCCCCUCUCCCCUGUGUGCCGCCUGCGCCUGGUCACGCACAACAUCACGGCAAGCGGGGUACGAAACGUGGUGUCGUGAAUCAUCGAAAAAAAAGGGCUCCGCUAUUUCGGCAGAUGGACAGCGAUUGAAGACGCGAAGGAAGAAAACGCACUUGAUAACGCACCAGCGACGAAUGUGUGUUUUGUGUGUCCCGGGGGCAUGAUGCGUUAACAUUGCUCUGAGAAAAGGAGCGUGUGGCUUGGCACACUCAAGAAGGGGCCACCGAUCCACACAGUACCACCACCACCCCACUCUCUAUUCUGCCAUUCGACGCGUACGCGAAGAGAAAUUAUGUAAUUUAAUAGCUUGCCUCUCUUACACCACAUUAGCGGCACUGCGGCGGAUGAGGUGGCAGCGCACACGUGCAGCAGCAGCGGCGAGGCCCGUGGAGUUACGUGGAAGCUGUUUGCCCGAGCUAGCACAAGGGGGAGACCUCAGCAGAAAACCGCACCACGUUCCGGAAGCGCAAACACACGGCGGCAGCAGCGCCCGAGUGCGAUAGCCGCUUGAACGGAACGGCCUGCCGAAGAAGAAUCGAUCAAAGGCAAACAUGAUGAUAAUAGCGCAGAACGGGCAGGUCUUGAUAGGAGCGAAGAACGAGCCGAUUACAAGGUGCAGCAGCACAGGCACCACACCGUGCAAUCUAAAUCUGGUGUUGCUGCCAACGCGAGGAGGAACUAACCGUACGCCGAAGCGCAGCGAAACCGGCCCCACGGCCACAAGUGGAACAAGCGGCAGUGAACGAAAGUGAUCUUGUCCCAUUCAUCGUCAUUACCAUUGCCAUUGUAACUUAAUCAACGCCGAAUCAAAGAUUGGGAGCACGAGAGUGAGAGAGGCGAGUGCUGGAAGUGAAACAUAUUAAAAAGGUGCAAUCGUCCCAAGGAAGCGGCUUUUAGCAAUAACAAACCAAGCAGGCUUCCGAGCAAAAGUGCUCCCACAAACCAGCUGGUAGAGCUUAGUUUAAGGCUUUUUAACGUGUUUUAUUCAGACAAAAAGUGUGCGAAAAGACGUCAAUCAUUUUUAUUUGUUUUUAGUUUAAUACUCUAAAACGGAGUCUAAAACCCCCAGCGACGCUAAACGAUUGCCCCUCGGUGAGUGAGUGAGAGAGAUGAUAUUGCGCAAAUUGUGUGUGUGUGUGUUAGUGCUUGUGUAGGGUGAGUUGCAUGCUUUCCCGCACCUGCACUGCUAAGGGCGCAAAGGAUAAUGCCGUACGCAAGGAAACCACACCGGAAGUACUACGCAAGGGGAGGCCAACAUAACCGACGAACGGGGUUGAGAAAGUGACUCCUGUGUGUAUGUGUUUAUGUGCACCGGGUGAAAAAAUAAAGGUGUGUAUUUAUAUCGCGAGUGCAAAAGUGUAAACAAACGUGUGUGCAAAACAGAAAAAGGAAGGGGGGAGUUUUCCGUUUUAUUGUGUGCCUAGGGCCUUCGUCCCCUACUGUUGCCGCCUGCAUCAUGACGGCAUCCGCUGGUGUAGAAUCAAUGUCACCACCACCGUCCGCUGAAGAGCGCAUCAACCAUCUUACCCAUCAGCAGCAGCAGUACGUCACCUCCAAUCACAGCACAUCACAGCUGGCGCAAAGGAAACCACUGUUGUCACAGCAACAGCAGCAGCAGCAGCAGCCCAGUGCUGCCAGUGGCUUCACACAGCAUCCAUCGUUGGGCCCGGCCACGAUGAAACCACCGCCCCGACCUACGGCAACAACGGCCGGAGCCCGUGGGCCACCGAAACCACCGUCCGACCGUAGCAAGGGAGCCGGCGGCUCCACCGGCGGCACCACGCUUCCGUCCCGCGUGUCACAGAUCUACUACAAGCAUGGGCUGUUCAUUUCCAGCUAUCCGACGACGGCGACCAGCUUCGCCCUUGCCAUCAUCAUCUUCUGCUGCUACCCACUGCUAAACAUCCCCCUGCCGGGGACGAUACCAACCAAAGUGAUAUUCCCGUACACGGAAAGCAUUAGCGAAAAUUUGCACCUGUCCAAUGCGAACCUGACGAGCGAAUUCUACAACCCGUUCAGCUUCUCCGGCGGCAACAUGUUUAACAUCUACAACAUCAGCGUGGAAACGCCGUUCCCGUGGGCCCGAAUCGAUCCGCUACUGUACGUGCAGCAGAUCAUCAUGCGCACGAGCGUGGUACCGUGGGAAGAUGAUCUGCUGCUGACCGAUGCGUUCCGUGCGCCACUGUACGAGGUGUUCAAGCUGCUAGAGAUUAUACGCAAUCACGAAGAUCAGAGCAAAACUAUGCUAAGCCAUCUCUGUCUGCAUGUGGAAAAUGUGAAGCGAUCCUCGCAGCAGACCCUGUUUCCCGAGUACAACUGCUUGCUGCUAUCGCCGGCCAAUCUGUGGCAGCAAAACAUGCAGAACUUCAAUAAGGAUAGCAAUCUGUUAAACACGGUGUACGUGAAUCAUAAUCUCCAAAAGUCCAAAGUCUCGACGGCAGAAAUGCUGUUCGGCAUACCGCUGCGUGACACGGGAGUGAAGCGGUACCCGAUGCGCGUCCGGCCGCGCAUCAUCCAGUACGCGGUGACGCUGAUUUUGCGCGAAAACAAUCCAGCAUUUAUAGAAUCGUUAAAGCAAAAGCUUACCCGUGCGUACCCGCUGCAUCAAAAGGAACCCUCGAGCGAUGCAUCGGGCGGCGUGCCGGCCCAGCCCGAAGCACCCUCGGCCCCGAAGCAGCAGCAAUCGAUCAUGUACAUCUUCUACCCGGGCGAAUUCAACUGGAAGGAGGUGCUGCCCCAGUGUAUCGCGUUUUGUGUGCUGUUCAUUUACGUCUACUUUUCCGUGCGCAAAAUCGAAGCCAUCCGGUCGCGCAUCAUGCUAGCGUCCUGUGCCGUUCUGACCGUGCUGGGCAGCUUGCUGAUGUCACUGGGGCUGUGUUUCUUCUUCGGGCUCACGAUCAGCUUCCAGUCGAAGGGUGUCUACCCGUACCUGGUCAUACUGGUGGGGCUGGAGAAUGUGCUCGUCAUUACGAAGAGUGUGCUCACGACGGACAACAAUCUGGACGUAAAGAUACGGGUCGCACAAGGCCUGAGCCGGGAGGGCUGGUCCAUUACGAAGAACUUGCUGACGGAAAUCACGAUCCUUACCGGGGGGCUGGCGACGUUCGUGCCGGUAAUACAGGAGUUUUGCAUCUUCGCGAUGGUGGGCCUCGUGUCGGACUUUCUGCUGCAGAUGCUGUUCUUCGCCACCGUGCUGGCGCUGGACAUAAAGCGCGUCGAGUACAGUGCCGAGGUGCGGCGACUGCCCAAGAUGCUGUACUUCAACAACGAGCUAAGGCGGGGUACCGGGGCCGCCGCGGGACAGACGAACGGUCCGGCACGGGAAGUGCGAAACGGGGGCGGUUCGAUUAAUCGCUCCCGAUCGCACCCGAAGCUGACGGGGCUGGAGCAGGCGGCGAGCCAUCCGAAGACCGGGCCGGGCAGCGGGAAGGAUGUGAAAAUACCGAAGCGCCUGCGGAUUGUAAACUUUUGGGCUAGGACAAGGUUUUUCCAGCGCGGCUUCAUGAUCUGGAUGGUGCUGUGGAUUUCGAACAUUAUCUACAAUGCUGGGCUGAUCGAGGAGCUGUUUGUGAUCGAUAAGAACCUGACCGGGCACGAACGGUUGUCGUUGGACGCCGGAGCGCCUCGGUUUGAGGGUGGCGGACUGGCUAUGCACGACCUGGGUGAUCCUAGCACGGAGGCGACGCUCGAGAUGGAUCGUUUAAAUUACCACAAAAACCUACCGGAUGCAGGCAUGCUGAGGGGUGGUGGUGGUGGUGGCGUUGCCAGUGACAAAGCAGGAACCGUCGAACAUCGUGCGCUGAACGUAUCGGAACAGCUGCAGCGGUUGAAACACCCCGACUACGAAACCGUCUACCAGCUGUCCAAUUUCCACUGGUCGUCGAUACUGAAGCAGUACAACGUGUCGCUCAGCGGACGGUACGUGACGGUGCUGCCGGCGAUCAAGCUUUCCCACGCGGUCAGCCCCGCGACCGCCAUCCAGCUGCGGAACGCGGACGAGAAAGCGCCGCACCAUUUCCAGUGGAAAGCGCUGGCGGUGGCGCUCGAUCCGCUCGACUUCAGCGAUGCCGACACGGGCGACGGGUCGCACGUACCGAUCGGCAACGCACCGUUCUACCCGAAAACGCCGAUGGAGAUACUGCUCACCUGCAUGCUGCUCGUGGUCAGCACGUUCGUGGUGACGUACACGAUGAUAGUGCUGUACCGGUGCGUCUGCACGCGCAACUACGCCGAGUGGCGGGCGAGCUGGCAGGAGAGCGACAGCGAGACGGAACCGAAGCCGGAGCAGUGCCUGCUGGAGGGCGUCCCGGUACAGGUCGAUGGGCACGUGCACCGCAUCGAGUGUCUGGUGACGGACGGGAACAUGGUGGCGAGCUCCUGCCUGCAGGGCCAGGUGAAGGUGUGGGACGUGAGCAAUGGUGAGCUGCUGGCGGAGAUCGACCGGCUGCACUACUUCGAGCUGCAGCAGCACCGGGGCAGCUCAGCGUCGCCCCAAUCGCUGCCCUCGCCGCCCACCGCCGGUGUUCUGCUGCGUAACGAUCUGGGCGAACCCAUUACCGGGCUGCAGGAAGCGUUCCCGGUGGCCGGUGGUUCAAGCAGCUCGCCGGUGUCGUGCUCACCGCCCGGCACGGCCGUAGCCGCUUCGUUCAAGCUACGCAAGAAGCUGCACUUUAAUUUCUCCAGCCUGGACGGUGGCGCGGCGGCGAGUGCGCAGGCAGCGACCGACUCGAAGCUGUUCGACUUCCAGGCACAGUACGAACGGUUCUUCACACCCUGUUCGCCCCCGGUCGCAAACGGCGCCGUGAACGGUGGAAGUGGGUGUGAUCUGCGGAAUCGCUUUGCCUCGAACGGAGCGCCAGUGGCGAGCUGGGCGGAAUCGAACGCCUCGACGGAGGAGCAACCGUCCAACAGCCACUGGAUGGCGCGUCCCACGACACUGUCCAACGAGUGUCCGCAGCCGCCCGGGAGCCCAAAGCAGCAGCAACACCAGGUGUCGCCGAUAUGGUGUUUGGACUUUCUCGACAAUCUCAUCGUGAUCGGGUGUGCGGACGGGCGGCUGGAGUUCUGGGAGGGCAGCAGCGGUAGUUUUAAGUGCAUCCACGAUGCAGAACAUUCACACAACAAUGGCGUGACGAACAUCAAGCUGACGGGGGAUCGCGUUAUAGCGGCCCGGCUGAGUGGACGAAUUGACUUUUUCCGCCUGGAAACGUACAACCAGGGAAGACAGAUCGAUUGGGGCUUUACGUCGGCGUACCGACGAACACACAUGCGAACCGGCUCGGCGGGUAGCCUCGGUUCGCUCCAGGCAGCGAUGGCAGCGAGCAGUGGGCCCGGAUCUCAUUCCGCGUCCGAGGAGCUGCGCUGUCUGCUAGAGUUUCAGCAGCAGGGCCACCAGCAACCGGUAACCUGUCUCGAGGUGGCAGGCAAUACCGUGAUGACGGGCAGCCAGGAUCACACGCUGAAGGUGUACCGGGCGGACAGUCACGUGAUGCUGUACACGCUGCACGGGCACUGUGGCCCCAUUACCUGCCUGUUCAUCGACCAGUGGCAGUCGGGGAUGGCCGGUUCGGGCUCGCAGGAUGGAUUGCUGUGUGUGUGGGACCUGACGACAGGUGCCUGUAUGUACAAAAUUCAAGCGCACGACGACUCGAUCGUUGCGCUGGUCGGUUCGCCCAGCUACGUGAUAUCGCUGGGGUUGGACGAACGGAUACGCGUUUGGGACCGGUUCCAGGGCCAUCCGCUCAACACGAUCACGGUUUCGCACGCCUACUCGGCACUGGUAAUGCUGACGCCGUCCCUUCUCGUUACUGGCAAACCAGGCGCCCUUGUGGUGUGGGAUGCGCGGAGCGGUGAGGUCGCCCGGGAGGUUAAGCUAGACUGUUCCAACAUGCAGCUCUGCCCAAAGAUCAUGCUGCCGGCGUGUGGUUCGGUCAUCUGCGAUUACGGCAAUCAGAUGCGCAUUGUGCGGUUCCCGCUCGUUGCCGCUGACAAAUGUGACUAAGUUAGUCGCAUGUGUGUUUGCAUGCAAACACGGGGAUACAACACAUGUGUUGUAGUGGGGGUCUUACACGUAUCUAUGUACACUUGCUCGGGCUUUUUUGACGGUGUCAUAGCAAGGCAUCAGUGUGCGAUCGGUAUGGGUCGGUUGUUCUCUUGGCAUAGACGUUGCAGAGACUGAGGUACGCCGCUAGGACUGUCUUAUUCGAUCUUAUUCGAAACAAAAAAAGGCUCUCGAAAAGGUGUAUCAACACUCCCCCAGAUGAGAACGCUCGCCAGUAGGAUAAGGUUUUUCCGUUUUUUGUUUUAUUUAUCCUUUAAACCCAAUUUCUUUUAAAGUGCGCUCUAAACUUCCCCAAACAACGCCCCAGUUCUGCGAGUGUUCGGCUCUCUAAACGCUUAUGUUCCUUGUUUUCCCAGUUUGCUGUGCAUCCGACUCUCCCCGCCAUUCAGUCAUUGUGUUGUAUGUUGUUUUCAUUUUACCACUUUACCCCAACACAUUCAAUGUUGUAUGUCUCUGUAGUCAAAUGUCUCUCACACAUAAUUUAUAAAUGAACGUGUUUGUUUUAUGUUAAAUGUGUGUGUUUUAAAGCCGUUAUUCUGUUCGGUUUUUCUUUUUUAAAUUAAUGCCAGCAACAGUAAAUUAAGUUAAUUAAACAGCGCAUGUUGUAUGCCCAUGGCUAGCAAAUUUACCUUUCUUUGUCCUGGUAUAUGUGUACGCCUGUAUUGUUUUGUUGAAUUGUUUAAGCAAUUAGUUCAGCUCAACGCUUUACGCUCAACACAAGCGCGCGCGCACGCGCUUUAAAUAUUAAAUUAAAAUAUUAUUCACUUUCGAUUUGCCUAGGUGGGUUCAUCGUUAUUGAGGUGUAGUCAGUAAGUUAGUAGUCGCAUAAGUUAUUCUUUUAGCACAAUAUGACACACACACAUAUACACACAAAGCUACAUUACACGCGAACAAAAAACGAAAUUGUAAUAUCGAAAGGAACGGGAGAGAAUGGCUGGACAGUAGUAGCAUGGGGUCGUCCGCAGGCAAAACCAAAACACAAAUUAAUAAUCAUCCGCGUAACCAUAAGUGUGAUAAGGAAAGAUGCCUUUUUUGUCAAACUGAGCCGUGUCGAGCGAUUUGUCCGUUCACGCUUGUUUUCAAUUACAGUAAAAAGAAACCGAAACGAAACAGCGUGAAAGGAUACGCCGUGUAACCUGUGUUUAGUGUGAUAGUGAUGCUCAAAGCACCUAAUUUAUGAUUUGUGAACAAGGGGAAAAAAGGAAGUGCAGAGAGUGACGUUCGAAAAGCAAUACAACCUAAUUGUACCAUACAAACAGCAAACACAAACGAGAGUGCCGAGUGAAUGCAAAAGAAAAGCUGCAACAACAAACACACUAACAUUCACAUUAAAGCACGCAAUAUACAAAUGCGAAAAACGAAACAGAACAGAGAGAUUAGCACUAUUUUCAUUAAAUUAUUUAAAAAAACCACCUCGUAUUUAAGGUAAUAUAUGUAUUAUGCAUAGGACGGGUGGUGAUGUUGGACUGCUAUCGAUAACACGCGUACACGCGUAAGGCAAACAUACAGAGCGACUAAACGUUAACAACAAAAAGACCAAACACUUCACAAUGGACUAGGGAAACACAAAACAAAGAAAAUUGCUAUCAGUAACAGAGAAAGUAACACCGCCAGCACCACGCAAAAUAAAGAACAAAACAACUUAUUGUGCUUCUUUUUGAUAAA